Messenger RNA from Selaginella moellendorffii, 1692 nucleotides. Its product is annotated as pentatricopeptide repeat-containing protein At4g02750-like. The record is from RefSeq and is a predicted model, not a curated record. Gene Ontology annotation, molecular function: protein binding. The transcript has a single exon. Bases 1 to 1692 code for a protein of 563 amino acids. Lineage: Eukaryota; Viridiplantae; Streptophyta; Lycopodiopsida; Selaginellales; Selaginellaceae.
AUGGCUGAUCCUUCAUCGUCUUAUCAAUUGCUCACUGCCUCCAUACGAAACUCCCAGCUCCACGAAGCCAAGCUCUUGUUUGAUUCGCUCCAAUCGACCACGCUCGUUCUGUGGACCGUCCUGAUGGAUGCGUAUGCGAAGAAGGGGGACGUCUCUGCGGCUAAGAGAAUGUUUGACGGGCUACCUUUGCGGGAUCUGGUGUCGUGGACGUGCUUUCUUUCAGCAUAUGCCCGUAAUGGGCAUCUGCAGCAAGCAAGAGACUUGUUCCUUGAGAUGCCCGAAAGGAAUCUAGUCUCCUGGAACUCUUUGCUUUCGGCAUAUGCCGAAGGUGGGAACCUCCAAGAUGCUGAGAGCAUUUUUCAUGAGAUGCCCGAGCAUAAUGUGGUCUCGUGGACUUGCAUACUCACAGUAUAUGCCCACAAUGGGCAUAUUACACAAGUAGAGCGAAUAUUUCAUUCUAUGCCUGAGAGAAAUUUGGUAUCAUGGAGCUCAAUGCUGGCAGCGUACACGCUCCACAAGAUACUUGACCAUGCAAUUCAAGUGUUUAACGAGAUGCCAGAGAGGAAUCUAGUGUCUUGGAAUGCAAUGCUUUCGGGAUAUGCCAGAGCCGGAGAAAUUGCCCGGGCCAAGGAUCUCUUCGACCAGAUUCCGGAACGGAAUUGGGACACGUGGACGGUGAUGCUCGACUGCUACAUUCAGAGCGGAGAUCUAACGGCCGCAGAGAUAUUCCACCGCAGAAUGCCAGUUCGCCACCUUGCAUCUCACACGUCGUUGGUGGCGGCUUUUGUGGACCAUGGCCUGGUCUCUCUAGCGAAAACUGUGUUUGACCAAGCUCCACGGUUGGAUCUCAUCCUGUGGACGGCCAUGAUUGCUGGAUUUGCUCAAACGGGACAGAUCAGCGACGCAAAGAGAAUGUUCGAUGAGAUUCCCGAGAGUGAUCUAGUAUCCUGGAGCUCAAUGCUGGCAGUAUAUUCCCAGAAUGGUCGUUUGGAGGAGGCCCACAGUUUGUUUUCAAGGAUGCCCGAGUGGAAUCUGGUAUCUUGGACAAGCUUGCUAGCAGCAUAUUCCCAAGAAGGGCAUCUACAGCAAGCGAAGCAAAUCUUCUAUCAGAUGCCAGAGUGGCAAGUGGCCGCCUGGACGUGCAUGUUCGUGGCAUAUGCCCAGAACGGGCAUAUUCGCCUUGCAAGGGACCUCUUCCAUUCCAUGCCAGAGAUUGACGUCAUAUCAUGGGCCGCGAUGCUGGCAUCCCAGUGUGACAGUGCUACCGAAUCUUCCCGUGCCCUGGAGAUAUUCCAUGAGAUGCCAAUGACAAUGCCACCCAACCACGCUUGCUUCUCGUCCGUACUCAUGGCCAGCAUUCACAAGGGCGAUGUGUACGGAGCCCGCGGCUACUUUGUUUCAAUGGCCCAGGAUUACGGCCUUAAUCCUCUCAAAGCCCACUAUUGCUCCAUGAUCGACGUCUUGGGCAGGGGCGGAUACCUGGAAUCUGCGGCGGAGCUGAUCGACACGAUGCCGUUCAUGGCCGACGGCGUGGAUUGGACGUGCUUCCUGGCGUCGUGUAGAAAUCACAGCGACCUAAAACACGGUGGAGCCGCCGCUAAGUCGGCCAUUGGCAAGGAGCCACGAAACUCCGCCGCGUACGUGCUGCUCGCAAACGCCUGUAACCCUAAAUUCAAACGCGACGACCGUUGA